Messenger RNA from Gymnodraco acuticeps, 1733 nucleotides. Its product is annotated as GTPase IMAP family member 9-like. The record is from RefSeq and is a predicted model, not a curated record. Gene Ontology annotation, molecular function: GTP binding. The transcript has 2 exons. The coding region runs from base 125 to 1291 and encodes 388 amino acids. Lineage: Eukaryota; Metazoa; Chordata; Actinopteri; Perciformes; Bathydraconidae.
CUGUGAUGUCAGUGUGUGUGGGUGUGGUUUGCUGCAUGCAGUCUGUAUUUAAGGAGGUGUUGCUGCAGACUAACUUCACUUCCUCAGCUCAGCAGCAGACCAGCUCCUCCCUCCAGAACCAACUAUGGCCAGCAAACUUGCCCAAAAUGCCCUCCCAUCAGAAUCAAACACAUACAAUAACGAGGUAUUCCGGAUUGUGUUGGUGGGGAAGACCGGUGUUGGGAAGAGCGCCACAGGAAACACCAUUCUUGGAAAAAAGCACUUUGAAUCAAAGUUCUCUGCUAAAUCCAUGACUGUAGACUGUUCUAAUGCCUUUGGUGAAGUUGAUGGACAAAGAGUUAAGGUUAUUGACACUCCAGGUCUGUUUGACACCAAGAUUGAUGAAAAGAAUACCAGAAAAGAUGUUGGUAAGAGCAUUGCCUUUGCUUCUCCUGGACCCCAUGUCUUCCUGGUCGUCAUCAAACUGGGCAGAUUCACAGAUGAAGAAAAGCAGACAGUGAAGAAGAUUCAGGAAAUCUUUGGAGAGCAAGCAGACAGAUACAGCAUGGUUCUCUUUACCCACGGUGAUCAGCUCGAAGGAACUAUUGAAGAGUUCUUGAAGGAAAGUGAAGAGCUGCAGGAACUGGUGGUCAGAUGUAACGGCCAGUACCACGUCUUCAAUAAUGAGGAGAAGGAUCGUUCUCAGGUCAGAGAGCUGCUCGACAAGAUCAGAAAUAUAGCAGAGAAGAACAAAGGAAGCCAUUACACCACUGAAAUGUUCCAGGAGGCAGAGAGGGCCAUAGAAGAGGAGAAACAGAGAAUCCUUAAAGAGAGAGAAGAGGAAAUACGCAAACAGGAAGAGGAAAUGGAAAAGAGAUUAGAUAAAAUGCAUGAGGAACAAUUGAAGAAAAUCAAAGAGGAUGGUGAGAGGUUAGCAAGGCAGAUAGAAGCUCAUGAAAGAGGAAUGGAGGAGGAGAUUAGGAGAAUAAGAGAAGAGGAGCAAAGGCUGAGAGAAGAUAGCAAAAAAGAAAUGGAGGAGGGGAUGAGGAGAUUAAGAGAAGAGGAGCAAAGGCUGAGAGAAGCUAGCAAAAAAGAAAUGGAGGAGGAGAGGAGCAGAAUAAAAGAAGAGGGGGAAAGGGUGAGAGAAGCUCACAAAAGGGAAAUGGAGGAGGAAAAGAGGAGAAUAAGAGAAGGGGAGGGCAGGAGGGCCAGGAAGGAUGCUGAGGACAACGCUUCAUGGAUUGACGACCUUUGUUCCGCUGUGGCACAAGGUGUGAAAUCUUUUUUUUUUGGCGUCGAUGAUACAGUCUGACCCUCUGGAAUACCUCCUUGUUAAUCUUCACAGUCCCCUUUUAGAUGUUGUUGUUUGAUGUGAUUUAUAGUAAUAUCAGUUAUUUCAGUUGUGAGUUGCAAUUACAUACUAACAGGGUUACAGAUCGUCAAGAACCAAGAUGUUACUAAACUAUAGUAAUGUAAUGCAAACUAAUUUGUUCUUUGAUAGCUUUUGCUUUUACAAGAAAAAAGCAAAAUUAUAUAUUAUAUAUCAUGAAUGAAUGCUUUUAAGAUGUUAUACGGAUACGUUUUCUUUGGCUUUCCUGUAACUAACGUAAUGUUGGCUUUUGUCAAAUGAAAGGUUAAAAUGUAUGUAUGCAAUGAAUUUUGUAAUUCAAUCUGAAAAGGUUGGAACAUAAAUGAAUGUGUAAAGACAAACAUAGUGAUCAAUAAUGUCCCAUAAUAAAAGACUGUUGACUUCA